Messenger RNA from Ceratosolen solmsi marchali, 720 nucleotides. It is a transcript of the gene Alg13, whose product is annotated as Alg13 UDP-N-acetylglucosaminyltransferase subunit. The coding region runs from base 104 to 610 and encodes 168 amino acids. Gene Ontology annotation, biological process: dolichol-linked oligosaccharide biosynthetic process. The transcript is spliced from 3 exons. Gene Ontology annotation, molecular function: hexosyltransferase activity. The record is from RefSeq and is a predicted model, not a curated record. NCBI's taxonomy places the organism in Eukaryota, Metazoa, Arthropoda, Insecta, Hymenoptera, Agaonidae.
UAUAGUAUCAAUUUAUAUCAAUAUUAAUAUUUUAAUAUUUAAUAUUUUUUAAUAUUGAUAUUACCAGUUUUGUCAAGUUUAAAUAGUGACCAAUAAGAAAAAAAUGAACAAAAGAAUACUUGUUACUGUUGGAACAACUAAAUUUGAUGAACUUAUUAAUACUAUAACCACUAAUGAAGUGUUACAGGAACUUAAUAAUCAAGGAUAUAAUGAAUUGAUAUUACAAAUUGGAAAAACGAAUUUUCAACCCAACUGCUCUUCUAGAUGUGGAUUUAAUAAUAUUAAAGCUUUUCAUUUAAAUUCAUCCUUACAUGAAGUAAUGAAAUCGGCUGAUUUAAUUAUUAGCCAUGCUGGAGCAGGAAGUUGUCUAGAAGCUUUAGAGUUAUUGAAACCUUUAAUUAUAAUUAUAAAUGAUCAUCUUAUGAGUAAUCAUCAAUUAGAACUUGCUAAACAGCUUUAUAAAUUAGGAUAUUUAUAUUACUCUAAUUGUAAAGGAUUAUUGAAACUUAUUCAAAUAGUAAAUCUAUCUAAGUUAAAACCAUAUCCAGGUGAUAAAAGUAAAGAUAUAGCAAGUAUAAUAGAUAAAAUAAUGGGAUAUUCUAAUUUUUAAUAUAUAAAUAUGCUAAAAAAAUUGUAUCACUAAUUUGUAAUGUGUACCCAUACAUUUACAAUUUUAAAUUUAUAAAAAAUUAUUUGUUUGAUUUUAAUACAAAAUGAAUU